CCUCUAAAGUUAUCCUCUCUGUCAUUUUGCUCUUAUUUAAGAAUGGUGUCGUUUUUGUGGAAGUCGAGAAUUUGAUGAAAGUCGCAAAAGCAAGAAGAUUUACAGAGAGAAACACAACAGAAACAGAGUGUUUGUUUGAUCAAUCAAUCGAUCAGCCAGCCAUGCAAAUGUUUCAGGCCCUGGAUUGGGUUCUCUAACUUUGUUUCUUCUUCUUCACAAGUCUUUUAGAUUUGUUGGAGUUUAGACUUAGAAAUGGAUUUUACAGAGUCCACAAAGGCUGUCUACAAUAGAAUACAGAAACUAGAGCCUGAACAUGUCUCUAAGAUUAUAGGGUACCUUCUGUUGCAAGAUCACGGUGAACGUGACAUGAUUCGUUUGGCGUUUAGCCCUGAUCAUGUGAUCCAUUCUUUGAUCAUUGAAGCCAAAUCAAAACUUGGCUUAUCUAAAACUGCUGUUUCACCUCCAAUCUCACCUUCUCAGGUGAGUCCAGCAUCUGCUGCUGAUCUCCCUUUACAAUUUUCACCUUUCUCGCCUACAUCACCACACCCAGUUUCCUCUCCUUUAACUAUGAGAACAGCCAGUCAUUUCUGGGAUCAACAGGUCAACAAUAUGGAUUUUGUCCAACAAGCAUACCCCACUUCGGUCGCUGAAGAUUUUCACCUUCAAAACCAAAUGCAAUUCUUGACAUUGGAAGAUCAGCUUGAAUCAGUUAACUCUGUUAAUUCAGAUUUCUCUAGCAAUUACUUCUACCCAGAACCUGCUUUGGGUGUAAGAACCAGUCGGAGGUCUCCAAGCUUGCCUGAGUUUCCUGUUAAAGUUUGCCAUUACUUCAAUAAGGGAUUCUGUAAACACGGGAACAACUGUAGGUACUUCCAUGGCCAACCAAUGCCAGAGAACUUUUCUCAGAUUUUCUGCCCAAGUUCACAUGAUAUUCAGAAUGAAGAUCAUGUCUUCUCACCAAGGUCUCUUGAAAAGCUAGAAAUGGAACUCACUGAACUUUUGAAAUUAAGGAGAGGGUUUCCUGUAUCAAUUGCCUCUUUACCAAUGAUGUAUUAUGAAAAGUAUGGUAAGGCACUUCAGGCUGAUGGGUACCUUACGGAGAGUCAGAGACAUGGUAAGGCUGGCUAUAGUCUAACAAAGCUUCUUGCUCGUUUGAAGAACAGUAUUCGCGUCAUUGACAGGCCUCAUGGGCAGCACUCAGUUAUUUUGGCUGAGGAUGUACCAAAGUACCUAGAGUAUGCUGGUGAAAGAAGUGAUCCUGGUGGAAUUGUUGCUGGUUCUCGGCAGAUAUAUCUUACAUUUCCAGCUGAAAGUACUUUUACAGAACAGGAUGUUUCCAACUACUUCAGUAAGUUCGGACCUGUUCAAGAUGUUAGGAUUCCAUGCCAACAAAAGAGGAUGUUUGGGUUUGUUACUUUUGUUUUCGCGGAGACAGUCAAGCAAAUUUUGGCCAAGGGGAAUCCUCAUUUUGUAUGUGAAGCUCGUGUUUUGGUGAAACCUUACCGGGAGAAGUCAAGGCUUGUUGACAGGAAGCAUACAGAAAAAGUGCAACACCCUAUGUUUUAUGGCCAUCAGUUUAUGGAUGGUGAUUCUGAGAUUCACUCAAUGUCUAGAGUUUGUGAAAAUUCGAGAUUUCUCAGGAAGCAGCUGAUGGGGGAACAGGAGCAAGCAUUUGAAUUUCAGAGAAGGCACCUUUCGGAGAUGCAUUUAGCACCUAAAACCUUAACUCAUCACUCCUACUUUGGCUACUCAAGGGAUGAGUUGAAGUUGUCAGAAGAACAAGUAGAAUUUCCUUCGGCAGAGCGAUUCAAUUGUUUAUUGGAUGUACUCAAUAAUGGCUCCACCAGUGAGGACAAUGUCAGGCAUAUAAGUACCCAUUAUAAUGAUCUGGAGAGCAACCAAGUGCUCAAUCUCCCCGAGAGCCCUUUUGCAUCUCCAAUAAGAAGCAGUAUUUCAACAGUUAUAUAGAGAUUCAGACACAGAAGAACUAUAGAGGUAGAAGACCAGAGUUGGAAGAUUAUUUUCUUGGGAUUUUAAUACAUGAGAAGUUUAAUUUUCUUGUCAUAUUUAACUUACCUCAAUGCGGUCGAUCAGUCAGCUGCUGCACAGUGCAUACCAAAAGGAAAGAAAAUAGUACAAGUUCUUUUCCAUGUUUACUUGGUGGAGAAGAUCGCAAAGAAAGGCGAUACAGAAAGCUAAUAUGUAAUUAACCUUGCCCCUGCCUCAAUUAAUCAAUGUAAUCAACAGAAAGUAAUUAGCCAGUGAGCUUAUUGGUCUUUAGAAUUAAAUGUAAUAUAUAGUCUUUCUCUACCAGGAGAAAGGAAGUUUGCAGAGAUAUAGAAGAAAGUUGUAGAGAUCUCUGCAAUACUGAGAUACAAAUUAAUGCUAAUAAUCUAAUUUAUACAAAGCUGCAGCUUCACCUGA
This is a messenger RNA of Mangifera indica (mango), 2424 nucleotides long. RefSeq names its product zinc finger CCCH domain-containing protein 18-like. Gene Ontology annotation, molecular function: RNA binding; metal ion binding. Lineage: Eukaryota; Viridiplantae; Streptophyta; Magnoliopsida; Sapindales; Anacardiaceae. The record is from RefSeq and is a predicted model, not a curated record. Bases 253 to 1968 code for a protein of 571 amino acids. The transcript is spliced from 8 exons.